AUGGAGAUAAAAUUGGGAGAUCAUCCGUUUGAUCUGGACUUCCAUCCGUCAGGUCAGGUGGUUGCCACCGGACUCAUUUCCGGCCGCCUUCUAUUAUAUAGUUAUGCUGCCGAUUCUACGCCACAGAGGUUGCGGAAAGUUGAUGCUCACACCGAAUCUUGUAGAGCUGUACGCUUUAUCAAUGAGGGUCAAGCUAUACUUACUGGGUCGCCAGAUUUUUCCAUUCUUGCAACUGAUGUUGAAACCGGAGCAGAAAUUGCUAGGCUUGAGAAUUCUCAUGGGGCUGCUGUGAAUCGAAUUGUCAACUUAACAGAGUCAACUGUUGCCUCAGGCGAUGAUGAUGGUGUUAUUAAGGUUUGGGACACUAGACAACGUUCUUGUUGUAAUACUUUUGAAGCUCAUGAAGAUUACAUUUCAGAUAUUACCUUUGCUUCUGAUUCAAUGAAGCUCAUAGGAACAAGUGGUGAUGGAACUUUAUCUGUUUGCAAUCUCCGAAGCAACAAGAUUCAAACUCGUUCAGAAUUUUCCGAAGAUGAAUUGCUCUCUGUGGUGAUUAUGAAGAAUGGUCGAAAAGUUAUAUGCGGGACGCAAAGUGGAACUUUGUUGCUGUAUUCAUGGGGAUUUUUUAAGGACUGCAGUGAUCGUUUUGUUGACCUUUCCCCAAAUCCUGUUGAUGCCUUGUUGAAGCUUGAUGAAGAUAGGAUAAUAACUGGUUCUGGAAAUGGACUUAUCAGCCUGGUCGGCAUUUUGCCCAACAAAAUAAUUCAGCCAAUUGCAGAGCAUUCAGAAUUUGCUAUUGAGCGUCUUGCUUUUUCUUAUGAUAGAAAGUUCCUUGGUAGUAUAUCACAUGAUCACACAUUGAAGCUGUGGGAUUUGGAUAAUUUACUGCAAGACUCUGGAAAUGUCAAUAAUCCUUCAGAUGUUGCAGAUAGUGAUAGUGAUGGAAUGGACCUCGACGAUGGCAUGCCAAAAUCUUCUAAAGGCACCAAGAGGAAAAACGUGAGUCUCAGUGGCGCAAACAACUUCUUUGCUGAUUUAUAA
Molecule: messenger RNA, 1041 nt
Organism: Oldenlandia corymbosa var. corymbosa
Lineage: Eukaryota; Viridiplantae; Streptophyta; Magnoliopsida; Gentianales; Rubiaceae
Source: the annotation of a GenBank genome assembly